CAAAUAAUUAAUCUUAUUUCCUUAUAGUGACAUGGCCCCUCAAACCCGUACGAAGCCAAUUUGUAGCCGCCAAAGCAGCCCCACAUUUACUGUGCGAUCACUCAGCGUGACCCGUAGCAUCAGCUCACUCUCCGACGAAGGAACCCUGGUAAGACGCCUACAUCGCUUAAAAGCGACCCUUUCCCCCAUUCGAGAGGAGUGAGGAAAUACGCGUCGCACGGCCCGACGUACUAUCAGCCUUUCCCCUAUUCGAGAAGAACGAGGAAGUACCAAUCGCACGGCCCGGCGCACUCCGGCGUUCAGUAAAACGAACACACAAACACGUCGCCUGCAAGUGCAAAACGAUGUGCCAAGUGUAAUGGGGAACACCAUUCAACCCUACAUGGGCACCCCAGUUUGUUCUGCAAAGAACCAGAAAAACCAUCAAAGAGCGAAGAAAGAUUGCAUAGACCAAAACUGACCCACGUUAUUGGCCAAGCCGACCCUCAUACCAACAGUCAUGAUCAAAGUUAAACACGAUGGCAAGUGGAAUAAAAUACGAGCCAUAAUCAACCCGACCCGAAAGGUGACUAUAAUUGCGUCAGAAAUGGUUGAAAGAUUGAGGUUACCGAAAACGUACCUCGACAAGAUUAAUGAAACCCGGAUUAUUCACCUCCGAUAACAGCACCGUGAUCGCACAAACACCGUACUCGGUUGGACUUUAACCGGUGCUUGUGCGAUUUAAACCCAAAAUCCUGCAAGGCGGCCGGGAUGUUCACACCAAAUGAACACAUCCCUGCAUUGCCCUCCUAACUCGUUUAAAUAGGAGUAAUAAAUGCAAAAAACACCCAACAGCGCCAACAUAAAAACGAAGUACCCAACAAACGGAAAGAAAAAAUAAAAUAAAUCACCACUCAAAUAUACAUACAUCUGAAUUGUUACCCUAAUUUUACAAAUUUUUAUUUUAUUUGGCAUACCGGCAAACACAAUAUAAUAUCUGAAAGAAAUAUUUAGGGAGUUCACAAGUCGUACUAUUUGUCGUAUUUGGUCUAUUGCGCUAUUGUAAUACAACAGUUGUAAAAGUUUUGUUUUUGCUUCGCAAGUAAAAUUUUAAUAUCACAAUACAACUCUGAAAGGCUAAAAGUUAAAAUAAUUAAAAACAAAAAUGGAAUCACCCCGAGAUAAUGACGUCAAAGCCAAGCGUAUCCGUUGCAACCCAACCCGUAGAUGGGCGGCAGCAGAAGAAAAGUCUCUAAUUGAGUUUUUGUUGGAAAAUCGGCAACUUGAGAAGCCGUCCGCUCAAGCUUACUAUAAGCAAUUCUGCAUGGCAAAUAAUCUAACCAUGGAGUGGAAGCUUGUGCGUUCUAAAGUGCGGAACAUGAGAGUGGGCUACAACAAAGCGAUGACAUGGGAAGGUUCGACGGGAGCAGGUAGCAUGAGUGGUGAAACCAUUAAAAGUACUCUACUAAAAAUGUGCACUUUUUUUUACGAGCUCGAAGACAUUUUUGGGAGCAGAGUUAGUGAAUGUGCCGCAAUCGAAGAUACGAUGGACGCUGAGUAUUUGGAUUUUGAGGGUGCUGUAGAAACUCAGAUAGCAGUACCGAUUGAAGAACCGGAGAGCUCCCAAGGCCCAGAUUUCGUUAACUUAUAUUUUUAUUUAUACAUUCAAUUAAUUAAUGUUACGCCUGAAGUGCCAAAAAAUAGUUUUAAGAAACAGCCGAAAGCUCUGUAAUAACGCUGCGAUAGUCCGGAGUUUAAAUAUGUAAACAUUUUAAUUACAUAAGGUGUUCGUCAUAUCUAAAACAACAAAAUUUAAUGUAAUAAUUUUUUAUAAAAGUAUAGCUCAUUCUAUAAUAUAAACCAUACAAAUAAAAGUUUCAAGCUUUUUACGAAAUUCACAAAUAUUUAAUUGUGUAAUUUAUAUUAUAAAAUGAGCUAUACUUUUAUAAAAAAUUAUUGAAAAUAAAUUAUUAAAGGUAAGUUCCAAACAGUAUUACAUUGAAUUUUGGUGUUUUAGAUAUGACGAACACUUACAUAUAUACGAUUUUAUAAAACAUAUAAAUGCUGUAAUUUAUAAAAUAAAUAUUUGUUUACUUUUCUAUAAAAGCUAAAAAACAAAAGAAAACAAACAAUCCGACAAAUGCA
Messenger RNA from Bactrocera dorsalis (oriental fruit fly), 2124 nucleotides. RefSeq lists its product as uncharacterized. Bases 1145 to 1711 code for a protein of 188 amino acids. The record is from RefSeq and is a predicted model, not a curated record. Lineage: Eukaryota; Metazoa; Arthropoda; Insecta; Diptera; Tephritidae. The transcript is spliced from 5 exons.